Messenger RNA from Paramecium pentaurelia, 320 nucleotides. The record is from the annotation of a GenBank genome assembly. Lineage: Eukaryota; Ciliophora; Oligohymenophorea; Peniculida; Parameciidae.
UAUGAGUGCAAAUAAAUAGCAUAAUUAAUAAGAGCUCUCUGAUGAAGGUAAUGUUUGAAUGGAAAUUCAUAGAAUUCAUGAAACUUCAUGCUAAGCAAUUCUACAGAACUCAUGGAUAACUGAUUGGAAGUUAACAAUAAUACAUCCCAGUUCCAAAAGAAAGUAAUCAUAACGGAAAGUUUACAGAUGUAAGUAUUAUUGAAAUUAAUAUAGCAUUUAUUAAUGGCAACAAUGUACAGAAAUAAUAGUCUCAAUACUACUUGUGAUAAGGAACGUUGGAUUAAUGGUUCAAAAGAUUGGAUGGAACAUUUAUAAUGAAA